Polyodon spathula (Mississippi paddlefish) is the source of this 682-nucleotide messenger RNA. Its product is annotated as lamin-L(II)-like. The record is from RefSeq and is a predicted model, not a curated record. The coding region runs from base 219 to 578 and encodes 119 amino acids. The transcript is spliced from 2 exons. NCBI's taxonomy places the organism in Eukaryota, Metazoa, Chordata, Actinopteri, Acipenseriformes, Polyodontidae.
CGGCGGCCAUCGUGCCUUGGCGAGCCCUUUCAUUGUGCUUUGCUGGAGGAGACGGCGCUGGUGUGAUCGGAACAAGCGCGCUGCAAAUGAAUUAAAUCGCUCUAGAUACAGGCGUUAAACGAGCAGAGAGAGAAAAAAAAAAAAAAAGAAAACCGAGACGGGUAAUUCCGGAAUUGCUUUCCCCCCCUCAGGUAUAUUAUUUUCAAGAAGCGAGUCCGAUGGCGACCCCGAGCCGCUCAGCCGCCGCAACUCCCCGGCAAGGAGCCUCCAGCACCCCGCUGUCCCCGACCCGCAUCACCCGGCUGCAGGAGAAGGAGGAUCUGCGCCACCUGAACGACCGCCUGGCCGUCUACAUCGACCGAGUCCGGGCACUCGAGCUGGAAAACGACCGGCUCAUGGUUAAGGUUUCCGAGAAAGAAGAAGUCACCACACGCGAGGUGACUGGGAUCAAGUCCCUGUAUGAAGGGGAGCUGGCCGAUGCCCGUCGUAUUUUGGACGAGACAGCCCGAGAGAGAGCCAGGCUGCAGAUUGACCUGGGGAAGGCCAGGUCUGAACUGGAGGAGGUCACCAAAAAGUAAGAGUUCAAUACAGUGUAGGGGUAGAAUACGAAUACUGGGGCGCAUGUGGAUAUGGGGGUCACACACUUACUAUUGUGCCUGGUUUUGAAAAUCCCCCCCCCCAU